AUGACUGGUCGGCUGCCGGCGGUCGUCAUCGACAACGGCACAGGCUACUCCAAGCUCGGCUACGCCUUCAACUCGGAGCCGCAGUUUAUCAUCCCCACCGCACUAGCCGUUCGGGAACAAGCCGGCCGCCAGGGGCUCGAGAAGGGCCGCAUAGACGACCUCGACUUUUUCAUUGGGGACGAGGCUCUGUCGCCGGCGGCUGCGACCUAUUCAUUAAAAUACCCGAUUCGCCAUGGUAUUGUCGAGGACUGGAACCUGAUGGAGCGCUUCUGGGAGCAGGCCAUCUUCAAAUACCUGAAGGCCGAGCCGGAGGAUCAUUACUUUCUACUGACCGAACCCCCGCUCAACACGCCCGAAAAUCGCGAGCUGACCGCCGAGAUCAUGUUCGAGACGUUCAACGUGCCCGGGUUGUACAUUGCUGUUCAGGCCGUUCUCGCCCUCGCCGCCUCAUGGCAGUCUCAAGACCUCGAAAAGCGCUCACUCACUGGCCUGGUAAUUGACUCUGGUGACGGUGUGACGCAUUGUAUCCCGGUUGCUGAGGGCUACGUCAUCGGCUCCUGCAUCAAGCACAUUCCAAUCGCAGGCCGUGACAUCACCUACUUCAUCCAGUCGCUGCUGCGUGACCGCGAGACGCAGAUCCCGCUCGAGCAGACGUUCGAGGUAGCCAAGGCGAUCAAGGAGCAGUACUGCUACGUGUGCCCCGACAUCCUCAAGGAGUUUACGAAGUACGAGACGGACGGCUCGAAGUUCAUCAAGACUUACACCAGCGUCAACAAGAUCAACAAGCAGCCGUUCACGUGCGACGUCGGCUUUGAGCGCUUCAUCGGGCCCGAGAUUUUCUUCCAUCCGGAGUUCUCCAACUCAGACUUCACGACCCCAAUCUCCGAGGUCAUCGACAAGGUCAUCCAGCAGUGCCCGAUCGACGUGCGCCGCGGCCUCUACGAGAAUAUCGUGCUCUCCGGCGGCAGCACCAUGUUCAAGGACUUUGGCCGCCGCCUCCAGCGCGACAUCAAGCGCAUGGCCGACGCGAGGAUUCAGAUGAGUGAAGCGCUGUCGGGCGGUGCCCUAAAGGCGAAACCCAUUGACGUCUCGGUGAUCUCGCACAAGAUGCAGCGGUACGCCGUCUGGUUUGGAGGCUCGAUGCUGGCUUCAACGGACACGCAAACGAUGGACCUCCCGAUCGUCACCUACAACGAGGAAGACUACGUCAAGACCAGCGUCGGAAAUUUGGUCUACAAGCGCGCCACCCUCUGCGGCUCCCAGAACAUUGUGCUAAAUGGCAAGUGCAUCCUGCAGAAGGAUUGCGUGUUCCGGGGAGACAUCGCCCCCAUCCGCAUCGGCAAAUACGUGAUCAUCGGAGAGGGAUCGGUGAUCCGCCCGGGUUCAAAGGUGCUGCAGGCUGCAGCGGCGUUCGUGCCCGUCCAAAUCCUCGACCACGUUUUUAUCGAAAAGGACUGUGUGAUCAUGGCCGCGCAGAUCGGCAUGUACUGCCACAUCGGCGCCGACUCGAUCAUCGGUCGCAACACGUGCCUGAAGGAGUGCUGCGAGGUGAAGCCCGGGUCGGUCGUGCUUCCAGACUCCGUCUUCCCGCCCUUCUCGCUGAUCGCCGGAAAUCCCGCAAAAGUCGUCGGCUGCACGGCCCCCUGCCAGGCUGACCUGAUGAUCGAGGCGACGAUGGACUACUACGAGAAUUUCGUCCCGUCGAAGAACAAAGCCGCGCUCGCG
Molecule: messenger RNA, 1725 nt
Organism: Mesorhabditis spiculigera
Lineage: Eukaryota; Metazoa; Nematoda; Chromadorea; Rhabditida; Rhabditidae
Source: the annotation of a GenBank genome assembly